This is a messenger RNA of Gopherus evgoodei (Goodes thornscrub tortoise), 2765 nucleotides long. RefSeq names its product NGFI-A binding protein 2 (gene NAB2). NCBI's taxonomy places the organism in Eukaryota, Metazoa, Chordata, Testudines, Testudinidae. Gene Ontology annotation, biological process: negative regulation of DNA-templated transcription. Gene Ontology annotation, molecular function: transcription factor binding; transcription coregulator activity. The record is from RefSeq and is a predicted model, not a curated record. Gene Ontology annotation, cellular component: nucleus.
UCUUACCACACACUAGCCGGUGACCUUCCCUCUCCCAAGGGCUGGGUUGGGGACCCCGAGUCUCCCAGCCGUGUCAAGCUCUGGCUGGUGGCCGGGUCUCCAGUCAUCUCCCCCUCCCCCCCAUGCCCUGCCCUGGCACUGACGCCCCCCUUCCUCCCACAGGCCUGCCCCUCGCCAUGGCCCUGCCCCGCACCCUGGGCGAGCUGCAGCUGUACCGGGUGCUGCAGCGGGCCAACCUGCUCUCCUACUACGAGACCUUCAUCCAGCAGGGCGGGGACGACGUGCAGCAGCUGUGUGAGGCGGGCGAGGAGGAGUUCCUGGAGAUCAUGGCGCUGGUCGGCAUGGCCACCAAGCCCCUGCACGUCCGGCGCCUCCAGAAGGCCCUGCGGGAGUGGGCCGCCAACCCUGGCCUCUUCAGCCAGCCCAUGGCCUCCCUGCCCGUCAGCAGCAUCCCCCUCUUCAAGAUCUCCGAGAGCGGCGGGCGCAAGUCGCUCAGCAACGGGCACGCCAGCCCUGGCGAGGCCCCGGGCAAGGCCACGCCGCCCGCCUGCAGCCCCUCGGAGCCGGGGGAGAAGCUCUCCCCCCUGCCCACCCCCCAGUGGCCGGGGCGGAGCACCCCGGAGUCGGAGGGGGGCGGCGCGGAGGAGGACGGGGGGCCGCCCCCCUUCUCGCCAGGGGCAGGCGGGGAUCCGGCCCCGGAGCAGCUGGACCCGGAGCUGGCGAGGACGGUGGCGGAGAGCGUGGAGCGGCUCCUGCAGAGCUGCCCGCGGGGGGGCGAGCCCGGGCUGCGCACCCUCAUGAAACUCAACAAGAAGCUGGCCAAGGCGGUGGGGCACAUCUUCCAGCUGGACGACGGGGACCGGCGCAAGGAGGCGGAGAUCCGGCGGCACAGCGCCAUCUACGGGCGGGGCGAGGCCCGGCGCCGCGACGGCAAGCCGCUCACGCUGCACGAGCUGACCAUCAACGAGGCGGCCGCGCAGUUCUGCCUGCGCGACCACACGCUGCUGCUGCGCCGGGUGGAGCUGUUCUCCCUGUCGCGCCAGGUGGCCCGGGAAAGCACCUACCUGUCCUCGCUCAAGGGAGCCAGGUCGCAUCCGGACGAGAGCGGAGCCGUGCAGCCCAAGAAGCUGAAGCAGGAGGUGGGUGAGCAGAGCCGCCCUGAGCCCCUGCAGCUGCCGGGGGGGUCGGAGUCCUACGCCCCCCCGUACAGAGCCAGCCUGGAGGAGGACACGGCCAGCCUGUCGGGAGAGAGCCUGGAUGGGCAUCUGCAGGCCGUCAGCUCCUGCCCCCGCCUCACGCCGCCCCCCAGCGCUGCCCCCGACCUGCCCCUCAGCCUCCCCCCCCACGGGCUCUGGAGCCGCCACAUCCUGCAGCAGACGCUGAUGGACGAGGGGCUGCGCCUGGCCCGGCUGGUGUCCCACGAGCGCGUCGGGCGCCUCAGCCCCUGCCUGCCAGGCAAGUCCCCAGGCCCAGAGUUCGAGGACGGGCUGGCAGAGGGGCCCCCCCCGACCCAGGCCGAGUCCCACCGGAGCAGCGUCAAGGUGGAGCAGGAGACCAGCCGGCAGUGAGCUGCCUAAGCCCCCGCGUUGGGGGGUGGGGCGCACGGCAGCUCCCCCGUCUCCACUAAUAAGCAAUAACCACAGGACUGGAAGGCCCCCCCAUGAUCUCUCCUGGAGCUGGAGCCCCCCCUCCCCAUGUGCUCCCCAGAGAGCCAGGCCCGGGGGCACCGGGAGGCUGGACAGCAAGCUGGCCAUGCCCAGGGCACAGGGACAGUGCCAGCAGGGAGGGCACAGCGCCGUGAAUGUAACUGGCUGGGCAGAGUCCGACUGCCCCCCACCCCAGACAUCGUGCCUCCCCCCUCCAGAACCCACCCUGGCCCCCUGCACUCACAGCUGGCUGCUCUAGCCCCAGCUCUCCCCCCAGCUGGGGUGAUAGGAAGUGUAACUCUUCAGUUCCAGGGGGUUUUAAGGGGGGGUGACAUUCAUUUCCCCCCGGAGAGGCAGGGAGAAGAAAGGAGCUGGGGGGGGGGAACCCCAGGAAGAGGGAAGGGCUCUUGCAGGCAAAGCACAAGAAUGGGGGGGCUGAAAGGGCCUGGGAGGGCUGAAGGGGCCAGGGGUGAUCCCAGGGGGCCUAGGAGAAGGAUUCUGAGUUCAGAGGGUCUGGCCCAGCCUCCCCCAGCAGCUGUGGAGGGGAACCAACCUGAUGGUUGUGGGCAGGGAGGUCCUGAGGGGGGGACACCCCCCCAAAUUCCCCCUUCCACCACUGCCCCCCAACUCCCCAUCUACCUCCCACAUUCACCGGCCCAGCAAUUGUCCCAGUCUGCAAGCCCCACACCCCAAAAUCCAACACCCAUCCCUGGUCCCAGCCGACCACUCCUGCAAGGCUGGGGAUGUGUGUGGGGGGACAUGCUGUCCUUUGUGCACCCCCCUCCUCACCCCAGAGGCUCAGGAGCCAGCUGUUUGCACACAGUUCAGGGUACAGGGCAGACAGUCCACCCCCCGGACCCUGCCCCAGCCCCCAGCAUAGGGGGGCCUUAGCAUGGGGUGGGGGGAAGAGAUUUAAUGGGACAAUCAGGGUACCCCUGCCCCAUGUCACCACCAGAGGGGGGCAGAACAGAUUAAAUAGCCACCUGGCUGGUGGGGGGGCACCAGGGAAAAGAUGGGGGGGCUCAGCACCAGUGUCACUGUCCCCAGCAUAUUCCACAGGAGGCUGUUCCCCUCCUCACUCGCUGGGGUGGGUCUGGGCUGCACUUUGGAGCCCCCCCC